Molecule: messenger RNA, 4113 nt
Organism: Syngnathoides biaculeatus (alligator pipefish)
Lineage: Eukaryota; Metazoa; Chordata; Actinopteri; Syngnathiformes; Syngnathidae
Gene: scara3
Product: scavenger receptor class A, member 3
Exons: 12
Coding region: 426-2180 (584 amino acids)
Source: RefSeq, a predicted model, not a curated record
CCUCUGAAAGUUGCACAUGGAUUCAUUUGUGCAGAGGUUCUUUAGUCUCCUCGGGCAGUGGAUGGGAAAGGGAUGAAAUCACAGAGCUCCAAUCCCAUGCGCUUUGAGCACUUUCAAUACCAUUAUUAUAAUUCAUCUCAAGAUCAGACCACGAUUAAACGACACGUAUACAUUUUUGUCUAUUUUAAGAUGCAAAUAAAUUAGCUUGUUUUGCACCAUUUUUUCCACUCUGGCUGUACAUUGAGGAGCUUUUGGACUUUUACCUUUUUUUUUUUUUGUAGGGGGGUGGGAAUUGGAAAAUGAAUGUCAAUGCCUCAAGCUGCUGACUGCCUUGACCCGUGCACUUGUUUUGCGGAAAGGAGCGGAGGAGGCUGCGACAUCACCACCACAAACACGUGUGUCAAACCGAGCCGAAGUGAGGAACCAUGAAAGAAAGCUAUGGAGGGUACGAGAACCAGCUUUUCAAAGAGGAGGAGUUCAAUGGCGAGGAGGAGGAAACGCCUCCGUUUAGAGGUCGCACCCGAGGAGGUUGUGUGAGGUGCCAGCUGAGCCAUUCCCUCCAACUGGCUGUCAAAGUCCUGUACGCCUUAGUUGCAUUCCUGAUCAUCACUGUUGUCGUGCUGGCCUCGCUAGUGUUUCGGAAGGUUAACUAUCUAUCUGAGGAAGAGUUAGUCUAUGACAAGAAGAUCACCAGGGCACAGAAAGUCAUAGACGAAAUCAGCAACUGCUCCGGCUGUCUGGAUGUGACCUUGUACAGUGAGGAGAUCAGUCGACUCAAACAGGAGUUUGAGGACAUCCAGAAAAUGUUACUGGGACAAGAGCAGGUCCUGGACCAAGCCUCUCAGACCCAGACCAAGCUAACAGCCACCAGCAGACAGCUUAGCACAGAUAUGCAGAACCAUGUCAUGUCAAUCAAAUUUCUCAACCAGCUGCUGGUGAGAUACCAAGACCAGGUGGAGGGUUGGAAGGACGUGCUCGAGGAAACGGAAGAGAGAAUGAAAACUCUGACGGAGGAUCAGUAUGACGUUAAAGCUGCUGCCCAGCAAAUCAACACGACAGUGGCCCUUAGCACUAUGUGGAUUGAUGCCCUGCAGAAAAAAUCAGAUGAGGAGAUUCUGGUCCUCCAGAAGUUGACCAACGACUGGCAGAACUACAGUCAUGUUUUAGGCAUGAUUAAAUCCAAUGCUAGUGGCAAUACCCAAAUGUUACGAUCCCUCCAAAACAGCAUCAUUGCCGACCACCAGAGAAUCUCCAUUUCUUCCGAGAUGUACUAUGAGCUCAGUCAGCAGGUGAUGAACCUGCAGGUCCAACUCGACAAUGUGACAUCUUUCAUGGAUGAACAUGAGGAGAACAUGCAUGACUUGCACUACCAUUCCAAAUACUAUGAAAACCGGACUGGGGAACGUUUCUCCGCCUUGGAUGGUCGGCUGAACUCUAUCGAGAUGGAGAUAGAGACGAUAUCAUCCAGCAUCAAUGCCACCGUCAGUCAUGUCCAGAGCAUGUAUAAAUACAUCAACAUUGAGAGCUCCACCUGCCAAAGCCGCCUGAGCAGACAAAUGGAAGAUCUGCAGAACAUAAACAGCAGCGUCUUGUUACUUCUUAACUCAGCGGACACACUGAAGCAGCAGAACAUGUUGUUAAAGGUCCGUUUGGAUGUAGAUGUCAGGAACCUGUCCAUAGUGAUGGAGGAGAUGAAGUUGGUUGACACUCACCAUACGCAACUGAUCAAGAACUUCACUAUAUUAAGAGGUGCUUCAGGACCCCCUGGGCCCAAAGGUAACCGUGGAGAGACUGGGUUAAAAGGACCUCUUGGACUGACUGGGGCCAAAGGUGAUACAGGCCCAGUAGGUGGCCGUGGAUCGCAAGGAGAAAAGGGCUAUCCUGGGCCCAGAGGUGUGCCUGGUCAAUCUGGCCCUAGUGGCAAUAAAGGACUGAAAGGUAAUGCAGGACCCAAAGGAGGCCCUGGUCAACAAGGACCACGUGGUGAGAAGGGCCAGAAAGGAGAUAUGGGUCCAAUUGGUAAAAAUGGGGUUUCAGGACCAAGAGGUCCUUCAGGGAUCCAGGGUCAGACAGGACUACCAGGUAUCAUUGGACCACCCGGAUCCAGGGGGAAACCAGGACCACCUGGGCCCCCUGGACCACCUGGAACCCCUGGACCUCCAGGAGCAGCACAACAAUAACAUAAUCCAUCCACCACACAAGAGAGAAGCCAACCUGCCGCCGGAGCCAAAAGACAGUAGCAGGCAGGAAUUGGACGCGGACUCAAUAGAGUUAAAUGGAGCACAAAUAAACAACUGAGGAAGAGUUUUGAAAACAAGCCUCCACCCCCAAUAUAAAAAACCUGCAGUCAUUAAAGCAGGACAUUUGAAGAUGAUGAAGAUUCCCAAAAAUGGUAGCGAGCACUUCCUACAGACAGAACAUCAUCUGACACCUUACAUUUUCGAGUAAUUACAGAUUGCCUUCAUUCACCUUGCCACUACAGAUAAUAACGGAUGUUAUUGUUUUUUUUCCAAGGGUAAAACACUACUACUAAGCGAUGACCAAACAUGGCUGUUAUUAAACUCGAAUGUACUGACUGAGGAUGAGGGUUGUUUGUGCCAUACGAAGGAGGGUUACUACUAACUUCAAACAAAGUAGUCUUGAUUGAUUAUCGACAUGUAGAGAUUUCUUUCUCUGAAGGACGGCACUUUAACGGUUCUAUCAUUGAAGAUGAGCAAUUCGUCAUUCUGUGGCUUUUCGGAGCAGGUACUCUGAAGAUGAGAUUUGCAUCUGCUGUGUUGAACAGGUGAUUGAAGAAUUUGAAAAUCGAGUUGUACAAUUCAUUUGAAGUCUCCAGUGGCCAUAAGCAGCUUACGACACCGGUACUGUAUGUACAAUGUUGAGCUUGGACAUUGUCAUUUUUGCUAAAACGUUGGUGGUGAAUGUAUUCUAUCACCGUGAAAAAGAUUUGAACGAUUGUAUUGUGUUGGUGUCCUAAAAAAGUGGAAUGUAGCCAGAAGGCAAUUCUCUUAGCAUAGGUUAUUACAUAAAAUGUAUUUAACAAAUUGUUGGUUGAAAGUAAGGGUAAAUGCCACAAUUACCUGCCAAACUAUCUGAGACCAAGACUUCCCUGUGACCAGAGCUCACCAAGAAAAGACAAUAACCUUUGGGAGUUGAGACCAAGUCAAGACCAAGAUCAAGGCAAGACCAAGACCGGAACAAGCCGAGACUGUGAAAAGACCAAAAGGAUAAAAAUCAAUUUUAAAAACCAUGACCAUGACUCUUUCCAGACAUAUUCAUUUAAAAAGAUGCUGUUACCUACAGUUAACAUUAGCUUACCUGUUUUGUUUAGUUUUAAGAUUCCCGCUGAUAUUUAACUUUGUACCCGCUGUUUCAGCAAGUUGAGGAAGGCAGAAUUUGCACACCACGGUGUUUUCCUUCGCAUGUUGUUUUAUAUAUAUGAAGUCUUUUUGGUAGAGGAAGCCAAAUUUAAUCAUCGUUGAUUUGGUGGACAUGUCUUGCUCUGGACUCUCCUCCCUCAGUUUUGUACUUAGCUUUACUCGCGCUUGCAUGCGCAUCGCCAAGUUUGAAGUCAUCAAGGGGGUGACGAGAGGUUAGCAAACAAACAAACUGAGCGUAUUUGUCAUUUUAUCAAGGUCCAUCUGGACCGGUCUUGAUGGAAAAUCCUGAGUUCGGCCAGUCUGAGACAAGACCAAGACGUUCAAAAUGUGGUCUCGGGACCAAGACUGGUCUCGAGCGCUACAUUAGUGUAGGGAACAGACAUGUCGUCUUUAUGUUGGUUUUUAUGCUAAGCUAAGGCUAAUCAGCUAACCUCGCACCACACACAGAAACUGACGAAGAAUACAUACCAUUGGUUAUGUUUGUCAAGUGAGAAUAAGGUCUGAGGUUUUUGUCAACUGACUAAAAAGUGCUUUGACUGGUGUAUUACCACAGUUUGUACUUCUGCUGUGAUAGUAGAGUCAUCACUUUUAUGCGUGGAAAUGUAUUUUAUAUCAAAGGAAUAAAAAUACAUUCAUACUAUUUUUUUCAUAUAAAAGGGAGUUUUGUCAUGAAAUGCAACCGGUUUGCAUUGAACAAUAAAAGUCGACGUUGAAGCGGUGGUCUUGCUUUUAU